Pleurotus ostreatus (oyster mushroom) is the source of this 1257-nucleotide messenger RNA. RefSeq lists its product as uncharacterized. Lineage: Eukaryota; Fungi; Basidiomycota; Agaricomycetes; Agaricales; Pleurotaceae. The coding region runs from base 1 to 1257 and encodes 418 amino acids. The record is from RefSeq and is a predicted model, not a curated record. The transcript is spliced from 5 exons.
AUGGCUCAGGCUAAAAGGACCUCCCUUACAAAACUGUCCCCAUCACCUUCGCUUUCUCCACCAGUCGCAGACGGUAUGGCCUCUUUCAUCAAUAUGGGCGAUGUUGUCGCCAUAAUCUCACUAGCCACUAAAGCUACGAGAGUUAUACGCGACAGCCGUUACGCACCUGCGGAAUACCAAGAACUACAGAAAGAGCUCGCCUCGCUUCGCAUACUUUUCUCCAACGUCGAGCGCGUUGCGUUAGCCAGUGAAGCUGAAAACGAUCUCCCCAUAGUCCCCCAACGACUACUGGAUUCUUCCUCUAUCGAUAGCGUCUGUCAACUCGCUCCACCAUUUUCCUCGGAUAUCCAAGAGGUCAUACAACGAUGCUUCGACCUACUAACGUCAUUCACCAAGAAAACGGAGGAAUACAACAAAUAUCUCUCUGAAUCCUCCACGGGGAAUCGUUUCGUUUCUAUCUGGAAGCGAUUAUGCUGGGCAGCUCUCAAAAGAAAGCAAGUCGCGAAGCUGAAGGCCGAGCUGUCUCACCAGAGACAGUCUCUUGGCAUGUUGCUUUCGUCGAUUCUACUGGUAUCAACAGGUCGCAUUGAAGACAUCAUGAUCCGCAGAUUUACGCAGCUGGAGGAUAUCCACAAGCUCCUCAGCGGGCCAACCGUAUGGCUGGUAGACGCUUCUCUACAUCGCAUGCGCUUCCCGUUCGGGAUUUUCUCCACCUGGGAGUCGUUCCGCUUCGCUUUGAAAACUCAUCUAAGGCACGGGGCGGGGGGUGCUCUUAUCGCUCGCGGCGCGUUCGAGCUGGUACAUGAAGAAACGCAUGCCAUCGUCAGCGAAACCACUUGGCACGACCUCAUCAAACCGGAGGCUACCAUCUGCGUAAACAUAAUACUGUGCACCAAACGUUCCGAACGGGUCUGCCCAAGCUGUCAACAACCCUGCGACUCCUCCGGAAAUGAUAUUGGUGCCCCAACACGCCAGCAGAUACAAGCUGUGAGCGGCACCGAAGAUAUCGAGCAGAUCGACGUCGAAUCGGACGACGCAGAGUUGCGGCAGGAGUUCAAGCUUCUGCGCAGGUUCCACAUCGUUCAGUCGAAGCAAGCCAGCGUGCGGCAUGAGGUAUUUUUCGGAAUCAUCGAUCUUGGCUCUCACAAACUAAUUUUAACCCCACCUCUUCAAGGCAAAAAGGUGACAGUGGGCGGCAGCUUCGCCAAGCCUCAGAGUACGUUUGAUCUCUUUCUCCCGUCUUUUUUCAUACGCUGA